UCCGAAUGGUUUUCGAACGUUUUGAAAACCACGGGAUAAACAUCAACCCGGAUAAAUGCAAAUUUGGUCAGCCAACCGUCGAAUUUCUCGGUCACAAGAUCGAUGGUGAAGGUAUUAAACCCCUUCCGGAGAAAUCUCAAGCAAUCCUCGACUACCCGAUGCCACAAUCUGUCCGAAGCCUUCGCCGAUUCCUCGGUAUGAUCAACUACUACGGCAGAUUCAUUCCCAACUGUGCUGAUUUACUUCACCCGCUUACCGACUUAUUGAAAGGAAACUCAAAGACGUUUACGAUAACCCCAGAAGUUGAAGCCGCUUUCACGGCCGUCAAGCAGAAGUUCAGUGAGGUCACCUCUCUCCAUCACUUGAACACCACGGAGGACGCUACACUUGUCCUUAAGACGGAUGCUUCAAGUUCUGCUGUCGGUGCAGUUUUGCAACAGUUAGUUGAUAACGAAUUUCAACCACUGUCUUUUUUCUCACGGAAGCUUCAACCUGCUCAGGUCAGGUACAGCACCUUUGGUCGUGAACUGCUCGCCAUGUACUUGGCUGUGAAACAUUUCCGUCACCUUUUAGAAGGACGUCGUUUCAUUCUCUUGACAGAUCACAAGCCACUGGUGUAUGCCUUCCGUUCUUCCUCAGACCGUUACUCACCCCGAGAAACGCGUCAUCUGGACUAUCUUUCACAGUUUUGUGUUGAUGUUCGUUAUAUCGACGGUCCUAACAACGUUGUUGCCGAUGCAUUGUCCCGCGCUCAUGUGAAUCAACUGUCAUCGACACCCAUCGACUUGGAGAGAAUAGCGGCCGCCCAAAACGAUGAUCCUGAGCUCGUUCAACUUCGUUCAAACUCCUCAUUGAAAGUCACCCAACUGCCCGUACUUAACUCUGACAUAAGAGUUUACUGUGAUCUUUCAACCGGUAAGCCUAGACCCUUUGUCCCACAAUCAUUUCGCCGAACCAUUUUUGAUCAUUUUCACGGUUUUUCACACCCAAGUAUCCGCUCCACCGUAAAACUCAUUACCGACCGCUUCCUCUGGCCCAAUAUGCGUUCAGACAUUAGACAGUGGGCUAAACAUUGCCUUAGUUGCCAAACUAGUAAAGUGCAUCGUCACACAGUCACCACCCCAGGUACAUUUUCACUCCCUGACGCUCGUUUUAGACACGUGCACGUAGAUAUUGUUGGCCCUUUACCUCCUUCCAACGGUUUCACUCAUCUUCUAACAUGUGUUGACCGUUUUACCCGUUGGCCACAAGCUGUUCCCUUACGUGAUACCUCUACCGAAUCUGUAUCCCGUGCUUUUGUUGAAUCUUGGAUUUCGCUGUUUGGUGUUCCAUCCACCAUCACUACCGACAGAGGGGCUCAGUUCAGUUCCACACUGUUCCGCGAUCUGAGUCGUUUAUUAGGCUGUACUCACAUGAGAACAACCGCGUACCACCCCGCUGCCAAUGGCCUCGUCGAGCGCUUUCAUCGACAAUUAAAAGCUGCCAUCAUGGCUACUUCGUCCGACUCACGCUGGUCUGAGCGUCUACCUGCGAUCCUCCUUGGUAUACGCAAUACAAUCAAAGAGGACAUUGGGUGCUGCCCUGCAGAACUCGUGUUCGGGACGACCCUCAGACUACCUGGGGAGAUGGUACUGGACUCUCGCACCACCGGCGAACUAGACCCCUUCUCGUACGCUGAACGCCUCAAACAGCAUUUUCGAUCCAUUCGACCAACGUCUACGCGGCCUAACCUACGUAAACAGCAAGUCCACCCCGAUUUGCACAAGUGUCCGUUUGUUUUCAUCCGCGUCGACGCCGUCCGAAGACCUUUAACUCCGCCCUAUGACGGCCCGUACCAGGUUUUGUCACGGAAACCGAAGUAUUUCGUGUUGAAUAAGAAUGGAUCAAAGGAAUCCGUGAGCAUCGACCGACUCAAGCCAGCUUACGUCGAAACUACAGUCGAUAGUAAAGACCCCGUUUCCUCCCCUCAGCAUACCCCCGCCCCUGACUCAUUACCCCCUACCCAACGACACACUGACGCUAGUACAUUGAGUCCUCCGUGCCCUACGACUACACGCAGCUCCAAACACACACGUUCUGGUCGUGUUGUUUCUUUUCCACAUAAGCUUGCUCAAUACGUUCCGUAGGCACUUGUCGAGCGUUUUCUUAGUGCACGCUCUAGGGGGGAGUACUGUAGCGAUUGUAAAUAAUUUGCUUAUUUUGCAUUUUCACGUUUACCUAUUUCGCUGCAGUUGUUGUACAGCUUUGUUUUAAUUAACUGUAUAUACACACACUUGGUUACGCGCUCGCCUUCCGUGGUUCUUCCUUGGUUGCCGCUGGAUUGUUGUGAUUGUGCGCAUCGCUGCCUGCUUGGUUCACGAUCGGACUCUACGUACACGUACAUUUCGGCAUACCUCGGGAUUUACGGCCGUCCGACGCUAAGGUGCAUCAGGAUACUUUAUAUGUGAGGU
Molecule: messenger RNA, 2450 nt
Organism: Dicrocoelium dendriticum
Lineage: Eukaryota; Metazoa; Platyhelminthes; Trematoda; Plagiorchiida; Dicrocoeliidae
Source: the annotation of a GenBank genome assembly